Lachancea nothofagi CBS 11611 is the source of this 1695-nucleotide messenger RNA. The record is from the annotation of a GenBank genome assembly. NCBI's taxonomy places the organism in Eukaryota, Fungi, Ascomycota, Saccharomycetes, Saccharomycetales, Saccharomycetaceae.
AUGUACGCUACACACAUGCGCUUUGCGUUUCGAGGAUCGUUUCGAGGGUCGUUUCGACACUUUUCAGCGGCCGCUGAAGCUACGCCGAAGCCGAAAAGACCGUUCGUUACCAAAAGGCGGGUGUUGUUAGUAGCUGGUGCAUCAGCGACAGCUUAUGCGUUGACCGAUGAUACGACACAAAACCUACUGAAACAUAUUGGACUGACAUCCAAACGAGUGGGAGUCGCGGCACAGGCGACUGUGCGGUGCGUCUACAAUUACCAACGAGUGCUAAGCGGCAGCUAUCACUCGGAAGACGAGCGUCACGAGGCGCUGAGCCAGUGCCACCAACUAUGUGCGAACAUAACACUGCGGGCGCUGGAAACGAACGGUGGUAUCUUCAUCAAGCUGGGUCAGCACAUCGCUGCCAUGACCUACUUGCUGCCUGCAGAGUGGACAGAGACAAUGAUUCCGCUUCAAGACAAGUGUCCUCAGUCCACACAUGCUGAAAUUGUCGCUUUGUUCAAACAGGACUUGAAACAGAACAUGGAUGAUAUAUUUACGGAUUUCGAUCCUCAUCCUAUUGGUGUAGCAUCCUUGGCACAAGUACAUAUAGCCACACUCAAAUCGACAGGCCAAAAAGUUGCAGUCAAAAUCCAGCAUCCAGCACUUAAGGAGUUUGUCCCGAUUGACGUGCUGUUAACCCAGACAGUCUUUAACGUCGUCGAUAGUGUUUUCCCGGAGUAUCCUCUUGGAUGGCUUGGAGACGAACUCCAAAAUUCGAUUUAUGUGGAGCUAGACUUCACCAAGGAGGCCAGAAAUGCUCGCAGAACCGCAGAAUAUUUUGCUGAUUACAUCCCAGAAACUGCUCUUCGUAUCCCAAAAGUCGUACGCGCUCACAAGCGAGUCCUGAUAAUGGAAUAUCUUGGAGGACACAGACUUGACGAUUUAGCAUACAUCGACAAAAAUCGUAUUUCCCGAGCUGAGGUGUCGUCAUGUUUGUCUCAUAUCUUCAACAACAUGAUCUUCACGCCCAAUGUUGGAAUCCAUUGUGAUCCACAUGGAGGAAAUUUGGCGAUAAGACAUAUCGAGCGUUCCCGGGGCCACCACAAUUUCGAAAUUAUUCUUUAUGACCAUGGCUUGUAUAGACAUCCCACUACCGAAAUGAGACGUGACUACGCCAAAUUUUGGCUAGCGCUGUUGGACAGAGACGAUGCUAACAUGAAAAAGUACGCCAUGAAGUUUGCAAAUAUCGACGAGGACCAGUUUCCGUUAUUUGCAGCAGCCAUCACAGGGAGGAGCAUAGAUGCUGCACGCAGCUCUGAUCUCAUGAAGCCAAGAUCAGAUGAUGAAAUCAAAGUCAUGGCCAAAGCUAUUACAGAGGGAUCACUCUUGGGGGAUUUGAUGACUAUCUUAUGCCGAGUGCCAAGAAUUGUUUUGUUAAUCUUGAAGACGAAUGACUUAACGAGACAUUUGGAUGAAUGUUUGCAAAGCCCUUUAAGCGUAGAGCGGACAUUUUUGAUUAUGACUCAGUAUUGCGCGCGAACUGUUUACGACGAAACUCGUCAAAACAUUAACUUUGCCUUCCCCAGGUGGUCCUUCACAUGGAUUUGUAAAGAAUUCAAAGCUUGGUGGGAUUACGAGAAAAGAAUGAACCAAUUGAUCUUGUACGAUCUUGGGUUUUGGUUUAGAAAUCGUUUCCUCAAUUCUCGUUAA